Molecule: messenger RNA, 1665 nt
Organism: Fonsecaea multimorphosa CBS 102226
Lineage: Eukaryota; Fungi; Ascomycota; Eurotiomycetes; Chaetothyriales; Herpotrichiellaceae
Exons: 1
Coding region: 1-1665 (554 amino acids)
Molecular function (GO): protein binding
Source: RefSeq, a predicted model, not a curated record
AUGUUCAAUGCGACUCAGCAUCGCGGCAACCCCAAUUUGGGGCCAGCGCCUCCUGGGCAGCCUAACCAUCGCUUGAACGAGAUCAUGGAUCAACUGCGCGCCGAGUUCGAUAACCAGAGCAGAGCUUCAGAACAAGUCGAGAGCCAGGUCGCACAACAAAUUCAAGAGAUGGAGUUGAUUCGCAACAAGGUCUAUCAGCUCGAGCAGAAUCAACUGAAGAUGAAGCAAGACUAUGAGGCUGAGAUCCGUAUGCUGCGACAUGAACUGGAGAUCCGAGGAGGCUCCCAAGUACAGUCGCACCUCGGUGGUCCUCCUCAACAUGCUGGUCCUGCGCAAGCACCGCCAGCUCUUGGGCAUGGCCAGGGUGGGCUGUUCAGCGGAAUCAUGGCAAACCAAGGUCAAGGUGGUCCGGGACUGGCUCCUCCACCGGAACAACCUCCCCCUCAACAACAUCCUCUGCAGCCCCCUCCACCAGCAGCACAACCUCAGGGGCCGCCGCAACCACCCAACUCCUUUCCUGGCUAUCAGCAGGGUCCUACGUUGAACGGUUACGGGCCGCAACCACAACCUCCCACGAAUUCCCCGGGUCUUGGGAAGAAUCGAUCCAUGGCUAGCAGAGGAGCACCUGGGCCUGGACCUGCCACUCCUCAGCAACAUCCUAAUCAACCACAGGCCAUGCCCUAUCAGAAUGAUCCAAGAGCUUCGCCUCAAAUUCCCCGACCUACUCCUCCAGGCACCGACAUGCUUGGACCGCGUCAUCAAAUGGCAGGCCAAGGCCAAUAUCCUAACGUCGGCAAUGUUCUGGCUGACCUGAAUCCUGACGAUCUCCCAGAUCAUCUCAAACGGACCAGUGCCGAUGGCGAGUGGCAUGCGGUCUUCAAUCCGAAUGUACCUCGUGUGCUUGAUAUUACUCUCCUGCACAAUCUUCAGCAUACUUCCGUCGUGUGCUGUGUCCGCUUCUCAGCCGAUGGCAAGUACGUCGCUACAGGCUGCAAUCGCAGUGCUCAAAUCUUCGACGCCAGGGACGGUCAAAAAGUAUGCGAGUUACUCGACGAAAAUGUCCAGGACAAGGACGGUGACUUGUACAUCCGAUCAGUUUGCUUCUCUCCUGACGGCAAACUGUUGGCCACUGGCGCUGAAGACAAGAGAAUCCGCGUCUGGGACAUUGCAAGCAAGCGCAUCCGCACCACGUUCGAUGGUCAUGAGCAAGACAUCUACUCGUUGGACUUCUCACGAACUGGGCGGUUGAUUGCUUCAGGCUCGGGUGACAAAACCGUGCGCCUGUGGGAUAUUGAGUCAAAUCAACAGGUUAUGGUCCUCUCGAUUGAAGACGGAGUGACCACUGUAGCCAUGUCGCCCGAUGGACGCUUCGUUGCAGCCGGUUCUUUGGAUAAGAGUGUUCGAGUUUGGGAUUGUUCGAGUGGGUAUCUCAUCGAGCGGCUGGAAGGACCACAGGGUCACAAAGAUAGUGUCUACUCGGUCGCUUUCUCCCCUAAUGGGAGGGAGCUGGUCAGUGGUAGUUUGGACAAGACGAUCAAGAUGUGGGAACUCACACCACAGCGAGGACUUAUUCCAGCCGCAGCAGCAAAGGACGGCAAAUGCAUCCGCACCUUUGAAGGGCACAAGGCAUGUUCCCCCUUCUCCCCUAUCUCUGAUAUCAUCUGA